AUGUCCGAAGAGCAGAAGCCUGUCGCCCAGCCCAACGCUGAGGCUGAGAAGGAUGUCCAGAACGUCCUCGCCGAGCUGAAGGGUGAGAACGAAGCCCCCGCCAACGGUACCGAAAAGAAGGAGACCGAAGAUGCCGAGGAAGCCCGCAUUGUCGAGGCCGCCGCCAAGCUGGGCGAGAAGUCUGAGAAGGCUGAAGAGCAGAAGACGACACAGGAAUCUCGCAACGACAACCGGGGUCGCGAGGGCCGCUUCAACCGCCGCAACAAUGCCAAGUUUGACCCCUCUACGCAGCAGGUGACGGAUGACCCGGUCGAGAUCCGCAAGCAGGUUGAGUUCUACUUCUCUGACUCCAACCUGCCCAUGGACAAGUUCCUGUUCUCCAAGGUCGGCGGCAGCGCCAACCGUUCCGUUCCUCUGGAACUUCUGCACUCCUUCAAGCGCAUGCGCCGCUUCCAGCCCUUCAGCGCCGUCGUCGAGGCCCUCAAGUCGUCCGAGACGCUUGAGCUGACCGAUAACGAUACCUCCGUGCGCCGGAAGACUCCCCUUCCGGAGACCGUGUCGCAGACUCACGACCACAACGUGGUCAAGGUGUUCGAGGACCAGGCCAUGAGCCGUAGCAUCUACGCCAAGGGUUUCGGCGAUGAGGAGCCGACCACUCAGCUUGACAUUGAGGCCUUCUUUGCCCCCUACGGACCCGUCAACGCCAUCCGUCUGCGUCGUGCCUACGACAAGACCUUCAAGGGCAGUGUGUUCGUUGAGUUCGAGUCGGAGGAGAAGCAGAAGGCUUUCCUGGCCCUGGACCCCAAGCCCCAGUGGAAGGGUCAGGACCUGCUCAUCAAGAGCAAGAAGGACUACUGCGACGAGAAGGUGCGCGACAUUGAGGCUGGCCGCGUGAAGCCCAGCGGCUCCCGCGGACGCGGUGGCUUCCAGCGCGGUCGCGGCCGUGGCCGUGGUGGAAACCGUGGUCGUGACAACCGCGAUUGGAGGGAGCGCCGCGCGGCUGACCAGAAGAACGGCUUCAACGACAAGAAGAGUGAGCCCAAGGAGGAGCGCAGUGAGGUCCAGAAGGAUGCUCGUGGCGUCCCCAUUGUCCAGAGCACCGCCGAGUCCGGCCAGAAGCGUGCCGCCGAAGACGAGGCGAACGGCGACCACCCUGCCAAGAAGGUGGACGCCAAGGAGUAA
This is a messenger RNA of Aspergillus tubingensis, 1182 nucleotides long. RefSeq names its product tRNA maturation protein LHP1. The coding region runs from base 1 to 1182 and encodes 393 amino acids. Gene Ontology annotation, molecular function: mRNA binding. Gene Ontology annotation, biological process: RNA processing. The record is from RefSeq and is a predicted model, not a curated record. The transcript is spliced from 2 exons. Gene Ontology annotation, cellular component: nucleus. Lineage: Eukaryota; Fungi; Ascomycota; Eurotiomycetes; Eurotiales; Aspergillaceae.